UCCUGGAGGAAAGACACCUUCUGUCUGGGCACCAGACCAGCAAGGAAUAAAAACUGGGUGCACCAGCCCUUGUCUUGCUGCUUCUGGUUGUCAGCACAAGAAGCUGUUGUGUUUACCCACGUUCAAGGGCAAUUGUCCGUCACUAACAACACACACAGCACCAUCAGCCCCACCACCCUAAGCCUGGCCAGGGAGCAGGACAGAGCCAGCAGGAGGGCAGCAUUGCUGGGAAGGACGGGCAGCCCCAGGACAUCCAGACUAGAGGGAUGAGAGUCUCAUCAUGGACUCUACUCUGGAGACCAGCCAGCAGAAGGAGAAGCUUCUGAAAGCCCUCUACACCCUUCAGCUGAAGUCAAACACCACUCUCCAGACUGCCGGCCCGCUGCUGAGCAGCCAGCAGGGCAUGGGCAUGGUGACACAGCUCCAAGUCCACCAGCUGGCAGACAAGACCAAAAGCCUGUGUAGAGACCUGGACAACAUCAAGAACCUCCUCCACUAUCGUCAGGAUGAGCUGGUGCGGCAGAUCCCCAACCCCACUGGCAGCCGUUACGGGUGUGUAAGUGGAAUCCAUUGCUCCCGGGAUGGCUCCAUCUAUGUGACAGCCGAGGGUGCUCCCUGGGUGCACGUGCUCAGCAGCACAGGCCAAGUGCUGAAGUCCCUGCCCUGCUGGCAAAGGGGGAGGGAAGGUGGCAGCUUUUUGCCGGAGGAUGUGACUGUGACUCGGGCAGGAACGGUGGCCGUAGCUGACAUGACAAAUGGGGCUGUCUGGGUCUUCAAUCCUCACACCACCCCCUCCAAAGGAGAAUGGAUAAAGAUCGGGAAGUUUGGCUCCCCCAGGGGUGUUGGAGUGGACUCCACAGGCAAGAUCUUAGUAGCAGACUACGCCCAAGGCCAAGUCUGCAGCUUUGCACUGGACCAUGCUUUCAGGACACUGAACAUUUGCUCAGUCCCCAACCUGCAGGGACCUCGCUACGUCAGCCCGGCACCCCAUGGAGGCUUUGUGGUAAGCGAGGAGUGCGGAGAUGUCAAGGUGUUCAUGAGCAGUCAUAAACUCGUUUGCUCCCUCAGCAGCAAAUACGGACACCGGUUUGGCAACCCGGCGGGGGUGUGUGUGGAUGCAGAAGGCAGUGUGGUGGUGGCAGACGAGCAGCACCGCACCGUCCAUUUGUUCCCAGAGAGCGGGGCUCCCAUCUGCCUGGUGUCUGCAGGGCUGCGGAGGCCGGCUGGCGUGGCCUGCUCCCCCUUUGGGCACCUCUUCGUGGCAGACACAGGUGAGAACUGUGUGAAAGUCUUCAAGUACCACGUGAGGCCCCGGCUGCCCUUGGGCACCCUGUGACAACCUUCAGAGUGGGGCCGGUUCCACCACAACCCUGCUGAGCUUUGGGUCCGCUGGUGGGUUGCAAAUGGAGGCGCUCCUGUUGUCCCUGCACUCAACCACCUUGUUGCCAUUCAGCUUUUCCAGAUGGCAGAAACAAGGACUACAGCGACAACGGUUCAGCUCCACCCUUCCUGGAUCCACCAGAGUAGCUGAAGGGCUGAGAUAGGACGGUGGGCAUGGAACAGCCUCCCCAGGGCAAUGGGACACUGCUCAGACAGAGGGUUUGGGUUUGGCCGGUGCUGUGUGGAGCCAGGGGUUGGUACCCAUGGUCCUUAUGGCUCCCUUCCAACUUGAAAGAUUCUCUGGUUCUAUAAAAUUGAUGGUGAGUUGGUGCUUUGGAAAUUUACCACCAUCCUCCUGUGUGUCUUUCCAAUGAAAUAAUUCCUUCUCUCCCACACACACCCAUUUUACGUGGCCACGCUUCUGCCUCCCUGAUGUCCAAGGCAGAGCACAGCCAGAGGGGUAAAGGCCAGGACAGAGCUGAGUUUGCAGUACCCUCCAGGAGAACAUUAAAAGAAAGGUAACAAAUUCCAUGCCACAUUCCUGACCUCUACAGGGAAGCAGCAACUACUGCACAGAGCGCGUUUCCUAUCUGCACGUCCCAUUGCUCACAAAACAUUGGGGCUGCAGAGUUCAGGAGCCACGUCGCUAUCAGCAGAGAGAGGGCAAGGUGUGGUGGCACAGGGAAGGCUGUUUUCCUCUCCUGCUCCGGCUUAUGGCAGUGCAGGCUGCCCCACAGCUCCGA
Messenger RNA from Tympanuchus pallidicinctus (lesser prairie-chicken), 2123 nucleotides. It is a transcript of the gene NHLRC4, whose product is annotated as NHL repeat containing 4. Gene Ontology annotation, biological process: proteasome-mediated ubiquitin-dependent protein catabolic process; protein polyubiquitination; negative regulation of translation. Lineage: Eukaryota; Metazoa; Chordata; Aves; Galliformes; Phasianidae. The record is from RefSeq and is a predicted model, not a curated record. Bases 281 to 1336 code for a protein of 351 amino acids. Gene Ontology annotation, molecular function: protein binding; ubiquitin protein ligase activity; translation repressor activity. The transcript has 2 exons.